CUUCCGUCACGUGGUUCCAGUCUCACUUCCGCCGAAUGGCUCCGCUUCCGCCACGUGACCGUCCUGACUUCUGGAGGACUGUCCAAGAUGGCGGCGCCCAGGGCGCUAGCUGCGGCGCGGCGCGCUGUGGCGGCAGCAACACGAGGGCGGCGCUCAGCCGGCACCGGAGGCGCUCCGCGGGGACCGGCGGAGCGGAGCCGCCUCUACGAGCACGUGCGGGAAGGGCUGAGCGCGAAGCCGCAGCUCGAUAUGGCGGCGCUGAGCGCGCACCCGGCAGAGGCCGCGCGGGAACUGGAGAGGAGGAAAGGAGCGCUGCGGGGGAGCGAGCUGCGGGAGAUCCUGCAGACCUGGGCCCGCCUGGAGGAGGUGCGUGCUGGCAUCGCCCGACUUGAAGCCGAGAAGGAGGAGGUGGCCCUGGCAGUGCACGCCCUGGUGACCACCCAUUCUAAGGACACGCUGCAUGCGGUCCCCGAAUACACAGCGCUGCGGGAACGGGGCCGUGCUGUGAGGCUGCAGCUGAGGGAGCUGCUGGCAGAGGAGGCAGCGUUGGAUGAACGCUUCUACCUGCAUGCAUUGCAGCUGCCCAACAGCACCCACCCGGCAGCGCCCGUUGGUGAUGAGAGCCAGGCCCGUGUGCUGGAGGUGGUGGGGGAGAAGCCAGCAUUCGACUUCCAGCCUAAGGGACACCUGGAGCUGGGUGAGGAGCUGGACAUCAUCCGCCAGCGGAGGCUGUCACACAUCUCAGGUCACCGCUCCUAUUACCUGUGCGGGGCAGGCGCGCUGUUGCAGCACGCAUUGGUUCACUUUGUACUGGCCAAACUGGUGCCCAAGGGCUUCCUGCCCAUGACGGUCCCUGACCUGCUGCGUGGCGCUGUCUUUGUAAGUGCCACCCUGUCCCUGCACUGCCCCUGUUGUCCUCCUCACCACCAAGUGACUUCCCUGUGUCCCCCUCCCCCCCAGGAGGGCUGCGGGAUGCAGCUCAACACCACCCCAUCUCCUGUGUACUGCAUUGACCCAGCUCGCUUCGAGGACCUGUGCCUGGCUGGCACCUCCGAGGUGGGGAUUGCAGGUUACUUCAUGGACCACGCGGUGCGGCUGCAGGACAUGCCUAUCAAGAUUGUCUGCUCCAGCACUUGUUACCGUGCAGAGACCGACACGGGCCGAGAGCCCUGGGGCCUUUAUCGUGUGCACCAGUUCACCAAGGUGGAGAUGUUUGGGGUGACGGCAGCAGAAAGCGGGGCUGAGAGCGAGAUGAUGUUGGAUGAAUUCCUCAUGUUGCAGAAGGAGAUUUUCUCAGAGCUGGGGUUGCACUACCGUGUUCUGGACAUGCCAACACAGGAGCUGGGACUCCCUGCCUACCGCAAGUUUGACAUCGAAGCCUGGAUGCCAGGACGGGGCAAAUAUGGGGAGAUCUCUAGCACCUCCAACUGCACCGAUUACCAAAGCCGGAGGCUGAAUAUCAUGUACAGUGAUGGGGCUGGGAAGCUGCACCACGCACACACGGUGAAUGGCACAGCCUGUGCCGUCCCCCGGCUGCUCAUCGCUCUUCUGGAGUGCAACCAACAGGCGGAUGGCAGCGUCUGCAUCCCCCCCGCCCUGCAGCCUUUUGUUGGUCAGGAUGUGAUCAAGCGACCCCCAGCCCCACUGCUGCGUUACAUCGGCCCCAACCAACCUGGGGGGGGGCCAAAGGGGGUCACGUGUUCCCUCCUAAAUUCUCGUGAGACCCUGAAAUAAAUAACACUUCUAUCUCUA
Phasianus colchicus (ring-necked pheasant) is the source of this 1752-nucleotide messenger RNA. NCBI's taxonomy places the organism in Eukaryota, Metazoa, Chordata, Aves, Galliformes, Phasianidae. The record is from RefSeq and is a predicted model, not a curated record.